CCCCGGCCUGCAUGGUGAGGAAGAGAGAGAUGUGAUUGUGCGUGUUUGGGACGAGAGAGAGGAGAGCACAGUGAUCACAAUCAAGGCGAAAGUCCGACCGUGGAGCGAGCGCACUUAACAAUCACGUGGGGCCGUGGAUUAGUACAGGGCGAAAAGUAAAAGUGUCGUCGGAGUGACUUCUACUUGUACUUUGUUUUCCUCCUCUCUUUGCCUUUCGACACCCUCCGCCCUGCAUUCCGCGGAGCAGCUGUGUUUUAAUGCCAGUACGCACCCGAGGUGGAGAAGAAGGAGAGAAGAGUGAGGAAGAAGAGGCAGAAGAAGAAGAAGUAAGAAGGCCUGGACACCACCCGUCCUCGCCCUUUGGAGGUCCGUCCACUCUCCCCUCCUGGCCCUGCAUGGACGGGGAUGGGGAGAGCCGGAUGCUGUUGCCGCGGGGCUGAGCGCCUCGCCUCCCCGUCUCCGGUGCGCCGCUUCCGGCCGCUGCUGCUGCUGAUCAUCGCUCUCUGCUGCGGUGCUCACAUAGGUCAGUGCCAGGUGGCAACCCCUCAGUGCCGUAUCCAGAAGUGCACAACCGACUUCGUCUCCCUGACCUCCCACCUGACUCCGGCCGUGGAUGGCUUUCACACAGAGUUUUGUAUGGCUUUACGUGCGUACUCGGCCUGCACCCAGAGGACCGCCAAGUCCUGCCGGGGGAAUCUGGUCUUCCACUCGGCCGUGCUGGGCAUCUCAGACCUCAUGAGCCAGAGGAAUUGCUCCAGAGAUGGGCCCACGUCCUCCACGCACCCCGAGGUCCAACACGAGCCCUGCAACUACCACAGUCGCACCCAGCAUGCCGACACCCACUCCCACACCCACGUGCACGCACACACGCACUCCCAUGCUCAAGGCCACGACCACGGCCGUGACCACGGCCACUCUCGGCCCGUCUACCUGUUCUGCGGGCUGUUCGGGGACCCACACCUGAGGACGUUUAAGGACAGCUUCCAGACUUGCAAGGUGGAGGGGGCGUGGCCUCUCAUCGAUAAUGACUAUCUGUCGGUACAGGUCACGAAUGUUCCCGUGGUAACUGGCUCCAGUGCCACAGCAACCAAUAAGGUGAGAAGAGAGAAAAUGGGUUUUUGGGUUCUAAUCUGCUGUUAUUAAGGCUGAAAGAGUUUCUUAAGUGAGAGCAGCUGGUGUAAUCUAGUUUAUGUGUGUGUUCGAGAGAGAGAAAUGUUUCUGUAAUGACCUCUAAGUUGCUGUUCUGUGCCUCAGAGUAAGAAAUCUUAUCAGUGUGAGGCUAGAAAACACGCUUGCUCUCCCUGCUCUACUUCUCUCUCUCUUUCUGUCUCUGUGUCUCUCGUAUCCUCGGGCUCACAGGUGUGAGGCUAACGGCUCGAUCUUGUGACUAUCUCUUGUGACUGAAGCAGUGUUGGAAACCUAACUUGGUUUAUGGCUGCAUAUAGCCUGACCUCUAAUAACAUGGAAUGAGAUGUGAAAGGACCCACUGUUUACUCAUGUGUGUGUCUGCAAGUAUUUGUGUGUGUGUGUGU
Anarrhichthys ocellatus (wolf-eel) is the source of this 1532-nucleotide messenger RNA. Its product is annotated as RGM domain family member B-like. The coding region runs from base 406 to 1143 and encodes 245 amino acids. Gene Ontology annotation, molecular function: coreceptor activity. The transcript has 2 exons. The record is from RefSeq and is a predicted model, not a curated record. Gene Ontology annotation, cellular component: plasma membrane. Gene Ontology annotation, biological process: BMP signaling pathway. NCBI's taxonomy places the organism in Eukaryota, Metazoa, Chordata, Actinopteri, Perciformes, Anarhichadidae.